Messenger RNA from Etheostoma spectabile (orangethroat darter), 1165 nucleotides. It is a transcript of the gene ptrh1, whose product is annotated as peptidyl-tRNA hydrolase 1 homolog. NCBI's taxonomy places the organism in Eukaryota, Metazoa, Chordata, Actinopteri, Perciformes, Percidae. Gene Ontology annotation, molecular function: peptidyl-tRNA hydrolase activity. The coding region runs from base 199 to 951 and encodes 250 amino acids. The record is from RefSeq and is a predicted model, not a curated record. The transcript has 6 exons.
GUAUAACGUCAAAUAUGACAUGAGACUAUUUAAAAAAAAAGAAGCAUAAAUUCUCACUCUAUACGUUAUCAGCUUAUAUGUCAACCUCACCGGUUUGGAACCUAUUUCGUGGUUGUUUUUAAGUGCCUCUGUUGGUGUUGUGCUGUAUUGAGUCAGUUAGCUAGCUAGCUAGCCAACAAGCUGUUGAACUUUGUCACGAUGCGACGACUUUUAACACGAGUCAUAAACCGAGUUUUGCUGAGUGAGUACUUUACACCAUUGAUGGGAAUUGAAGCAGAAAUACACACACAAGGCCGCCGAAAGCUAGUGGUGGGGCUGGGUAACCCAGGGAUGGAAGGUACCAGACACAGCGUCGGCAUGGCAGUGCUCGGCGCGCUCGCUGCCCGGCUCGGCGUCGCUGACCGCUGGCGUGGCGACAAGCAUGUGUCCGGUGAGGUCAUCGUGUCAGAGGUACAACAAACACAUGUGGUGCUGCUCCGUCCCAGGCUGCUGAUGAACGUCAACGGCGUGUCAGUGGCCAAAGCAGCUGGUAAAUACGGCAUCAGGCCGGAAGACAUCCUGCUGGUCCACGAUGAACUGGAUAAACCUCUGGGGAAAAUCGUCAUUAAACACGGAGGAAGUGCCAGAGGUCAUAAUGGAGUCCGCUCCUGUGUAGACUGUCUUCAGACUGAUGUGAUGCCCAGACUCCGGGUCGGCAUCGGCCGGCCGACGGGGAAAACGCCGGUGGAGCGCCAUGUUCUGGGCCGGUUCUCCUCAGAGGAGAAGAAGGUUUUGGAGUCUGUUCUGGUCCAGAGUGUGGACCUCCUCCUCUCCCAGCUGUCACAGGAAGACUCCCAACAGGACUCCCAGCCCCCCUCCUCACCAGCAGGGGGCAGACAAGCAGCACAGCAGAGGAAGGAGCUGGAGCGCUCAUCCUCCCCAGCUGAGAACUCUGCUGCUGCUCAGUGCUGAAGCUCAAAAUGCUCAAAAACAUGAACAUAUACAGAGCGAGCAUCUUUACUGAGACUGUAUUUAUUCUCUGCUGUGAAUUAAAGGACACAUGUUUCUACAGAGCAGGACAACCACUGAAAAUGUUUGAUCGGUUGUCCUACAACAGGAGUGUGACCACAAAGAAUCGCCCAAAUGAUCAAAAUAAAAGGAUGCUGCCCCCUUGUCUUAAAGCAGA